Messenger RNA from Lotus japonicus, 1369 nucleotides. Its product is annotated as protein XAP5 CIRCADIAN TIMEKEEPER-like. Bases 137 to 1150 code for a protein of 337 amino acids. The record is from RefSeq and is a predicted model, not a curated record. NCBI's taxonomy places the organism in Eukaryota, Viridiplantae, Streptophyta, Magnoliopsida, Fabales, Fabaceae. Gene Ontology annotation, biological process: chromatin organization. The transcript is spliced from 11 exons. Gene Ontology annotation, cellular component: nucleus.
UAAGGAGCAAGGGUUGGAGGUGCUCUUAGAGUUCAAGUUGUUAACAUAGCCGCCACAAAGAUUCAACAACGAAGAAAGCUUUCGUUUCGUGUUUAUCAUACGUUGUUUGCAAUUUGUGUCGGAGUGAGAGACGAAGAUGUCGGGUAUGGGAGACGGGUACGUGGGCACCGCCCAGGACGGCGUUCGGAUCCGGCGGCUGGAGAAGCAGAGAGAAGCUGAGCGCCGGAAAAUCCAAGAGCUCAAAACCAAGUCCGCCUCCUCCAACGGCCAACCCGGUCUCCUCCAAUUCGGUUCCAGCACUUCCGAGAUUCUGGAAACUGCCUUCAAGAAAGAAACUGUUGGUCUUGUCACCAGAGAGGAGUAUGUUGAGAAGAGGGUUAACAUUCAGAGCAAAAUAGAGGAGGAAGAGAAGGAGAAGCUUCAGAAGCUGCAGCAAGAAGAGGAGGAGCUUCAACUGCAAAAACGCAAAAAGAGGAAGUUUAAAGGGAAUUCUAGAUUGUCUUUUGCUGAGGACAUUGACAGUGAGGCUCAAGAGGAGGAGGAGGAAAAUCACAGUGAUGUGGAAACAAAUGGACUUCGGCGGGGUAAACUUGGCAAAGACCCCACUGUUGAAACUAGCUUUCUACCUGACAGUGAGCGAGAGGCUGAGGAGCAAGCUGAGCGUGAAAGGCUGCGCAAGCAGUGGCUCCGGGAGCAGGAGCAAAUUCGAAAUGAGCCUCUUCAAAUCACAUACAGUUACUGGGAUGGAACUGGCCACAGGCGUGUGAUCCAGGUACGCAAGGGAGACAGCAUAGGAGAGUUUCUUCGAGCAAUCCAACAGCAACUUGCUCCUGAAUUCCGAGAGAUUCGAACAACCACAGUAGAAAAUUUGUUGUAUGUGAAAGAAGACCUUAUCAUCCCUCACCAACACAGCUUCUAUGACCUAAUUGUGAACAAAGCGAGAGGCAAAAGUGGACCGCUUUUUCAUUUUGACGUGCAUGAGGAUGUAAGAACAACUGCUGAUGCCACUAUAGAGAAGGAUGAGUCUCAUGCUGGUAAGGUUGUGGAAAGGCAUUGGUAUGAAAAGAACAAGCAUAUAUUUCCUGCUUCAAGAUGGGAGAUAUAUGAUCCAACGAGGAAAUGGGAACGUUAUACCAUCCACGGAGAUUGAUUUUGAAUAGGGAUUUCCUAGCCCUGACCUUUAAUUUGGCCAUCAGCUAAGCCAGAUUAUGCCUAUUGCACACCUUGAUGAUGUUGGCUUUAUAUCAUUAGUAAUUUCAGUGGUUUUUUUAUCUAUGAUUGUUGAGACUUGGACAAUUAAUCGGAUUUAUAUUGAAGUGGACAAUUUCAUGUUUAUGUCAUGUGUGUCAAUGGAUUAGGGUUUUGUCUA